GAAACAAAAAUGGCCGCAAAGCUAAACCCUAAAAUUCUCAAAUUUUCCCAGUAGAUGAACACGUUCUUCAAAGUCGGUAGCUUAAUCCACCACACUGCUUCUCAAAUCCCUUCUUCUUUCCCUAAAUCUCGCUUCUUCUCCGAUGGAGAAAGUGCCGUUUAUCACCAUGCGCGUUUGUUCAAGAAACCAUUAUCUACCAAGUUAAAAUUCAAUCUUGUGAACUCCGUGAGCCUUAUGGGUUUCGUUGAUCGACCCAUACGAGUCAUGGACACCGGACCUGAUAGUUUCGGUGUUUUCACUAUGCUUAGAGUUAAAGACCCUCUCAUUCCAAACCGGAGCUUUAGGAUAUCUCUUAGUAUGUGGGGCACAAUGGCACGGACGUGUAUCUCGUAUCUGAAGCCAAAUGAUCACAUACUUGUCUCAGGCCGACUGGUUUCUCACAGCAAGAGCCUUCGCGAUGAAAAUAGCGGCUUAGAUUUGGAUUACCAGGUUAGAGUGACAGAAGUGAAUUAUGUGGCGGCUCCACCAAAUCACGUCUUAGAUUCUCAGAAUUCCGAAAAACCAGUAGCAGAAGCAGAUGGUAUAGAAGAAUCGAAGAAUGAUAAGAUAUACUUGUGGCAAGUCUUCUUUUCGAAUCCAUAUGAUUGGUGGGACAACAGGAGAGAUAAGAAAAACCCAACGCAACCUGACUUUAAGCAUAAAGAUACAGGUGAAGCUCUCUGGCUUGACUCGGAUAUACCUGAUUGGAUUACUAGACGACUUGAAUUGUUCGACCAGAGAAACCGCUGCUACGAUGAGGAAAAAACACGUCGCGGCCGUCUUUCUGAGUGGCUUUAGGACUAGAUAUUCUUGGGACAUUACAAGUCUGUUGCAUCACUUCAUGUUUAUCAUCCAGACUCCAGAGGAUGAGAGAGUAACGUAAACCAUCUUCAAAACCGUUUAUAUAUAGAAAAGGUUUUGUGAACAUUACAUAUAAGUCACAUGUCUCAAUUGUGACUAUUGCAAAAUAAAUAAUUGGUUAGAUG
This is a messenger RNA of Arabidopsis arenosa, 1025 nucleotides long. NCBI's taxonomy places the organism in Eukaryota, Viridiplantae, Streptophyta, Magnoliopsida, Brassicales, Brassicaceae. The record is from the annotation of a GenBank genome assembly.